This is a messenger RNA of Propithecus coquereli (Coquerel's sifaka), 732 nucleotides long. RefSeq names its product chromosome unknown open reading frame, human C17orf64 (gene CHCT1). Lineage: Eukaryota; Metazoa; Chordata; Mammalia; Primates; Indriidae. The coding region runs from base 16 to 732 and encodes 238 amino acids. The transcript is spliced from 6 exons. The record is from RefSeq and is a predicted model, not a curated record.
UGCACACCUGUUGAGAUGGAGGCCUCAGAUGGGCAAGGGGGUGAAGGGGACAAACCACUAGAGAAGGUGACAAAUGUGCCCUGCUUAGAAAGGAGCUCCAGCACCAUCCCCGCCGGAGACUCACUCGUGUGCCAUGCCAAAGGCCUGGACCAGGACACCUUCAAAAUUUGUAAAGAAUACCUAAGGCCGCUGAAGAAGUUCCUGCGAAAGUUGCACUUGCCCAGGGACCUUCCCCAGAAGAAGAAGCUAAAGUACAUGAAGCAGAGUCUUGUGGUCCUAGGGGACCACAUCAACACCUUUCUGCAGCAUUACUGCCGAGCCUGGGAAAUCAAACACUGGAGGAAGAUGCUCUGGCGAUUCGUCUCCCUCUUUUCAGAACUGGAAGCCAAGCAGCUUCGCCGGCUCUACAAGUACAUCAAGAGCAACCAGACAGCCAAGUUUCUGGCGGCGUUCUCUCCCUUGGACACACCUGACAGUUCCUUGCUGGCCGGCCAGGAGGACAGUCUGCCCAAGCUCUGCAACGCCUGGGGGCUGCACAGCGACCUCAGCGGCGUGAAGCAGAGGCUGUCCAAGAUGCAGCCCCCAGGUCAAGAGGCCUCCCUGCUGGAGGAGCCAACAUCCCAGGCCGAGGCCGAUGUCAAGACAGGUUCUUUAAGGAAACUUCCUCAAAAACCAAAACUCAAGAGAAAGAGGAUUAAGGAAUCCCCAGAAACUCCAGAAACCUGUCCGUAA